Emericellopsis atlantica is the source of this 1404-nucleotide messenger RNA. Its product is annotated as acyl CoA binding family protein. Lineage: Eukaryota; Fungi; Ascomycota; Sordariomycetes; Hypocreales; Bionectriaceae. Gene Ontology annotation, molecular function: fatty-acyl-CoA binding. The record is from RefSeq and is a predicted model, not a curated record. The transcript is spliced from 3 exons. Bases 122 to 979 code for a protein of 285 amino acids. Gene Ontology annotation, biological process: fatty acid metabolic process.
ACGAGGGACCCCGAGGUCUCUUUGACCGAACCUUGAACCCCUUCAUCAACACCCAAGCCUUCAGUCGCUUCACUAUCAUCUUUACCCGGGAGCAUCGCUGCUCCCAGUGCACCCGUCCACCAUGGCGGACUCUGUGGAUCGGGUGUUCGUCCACGCCCUGAACACCGUCAAGAAAGUCCCAAAGACGGGCGCCGCUCGACCUCCGCCUUCCGACCGAUUACGUCUCUAUGGAUUAUACAAGCAAGCCAUGGAGGGCGAUGUGGAUGGCGUCAUGGAACGUCCCUCAUCCGGCACCGGCGCGCCAGAGGACGAAGUACAACGGGAGCGCGACAAGUGGGAUGCCUGGAACUCGCAAAGGGGCCUGAGUCGGACGGAAAGCAAGAGGAGGUACAUUGAGGCACUUAUCGAGACCAUGCACCGAUACGCAAACACCCCUGAUGCAAAGGAACUUGUCAGCGAGCUGGAAUUCGUGUGGAACCAAAUCAAGAGCAACUCGGAUAGCUCCUCCGACUCUUCACCCAACGCGUCGCGACGCUUCCAGCAACCAGCAAGCGGCUCCGAUGGACCGAUGAAGGUCCUGAGCCCCAUGAGCGAACAAGACGAGGCCGAACUACGUUCUCAACGACAAAUGGAGCUCGAAGACGACGAGGAGGAAGCGGAAACUCAGUCCAACAAGGGAAGUGGACGGUGGCAACGCAAGGUCGAGCGAGCAAUUACGAAUCUGUCAGCCGAGGUUGCCGCGCUCCGAGAGCAGAUCACUGCCGGCAGAGAAUGGCGCUCGAAGAAAGACAAGAGCUUUCCGGCUUGGCUCGGUUGGGUUGUCUGGACAGUGACGAAGCACCUGCUCGUGGACUUUUUCAUCCUCGGUACCGUACUACUGUGGAUGCGCCGACGCAAGGACAAGAGGCUGGAGGAUCUGGUGCGCGCGGCGCUGCAGCUCACACGCGAAUACGUCAGGAAAGUGCUUCCGUCUAGGUGAACGGAUCGAGUACACUACCCUCGCAGUUUCGACGUGAGAUCCGCGUGCUCGCUGUCGCCUGCCUUCGACGAGGAUGACGGCAGCAGUUUCGUGAGCCCAGUUGCGGCCAGGUAUCGUACACAAACCUCGGCACUUCAGCCUACUUGUACACAACUAGAAUCGGACUGCGAUGGGCAAUCCCAAGGUCUCACGCGGCCAGCCUAUCAGCACUUCGCUCUUCGGAGCACAACAUCACCACCGGCAAGGUAGCUGAUGCAGGAAGCAUAGCUACUACCGACAUCGGCAACGUCAUAUGUUUACCUUGGAACCAAUAGGUUCAGGUUGUUUUUAAAAAAAAGCGUGUGGUUAGACACAUUGCCACUUUUAUUCUGUCCAUAUUCUGUUCAUAGAAAGAGCAAUGGUAAAUAUCGUUUGCCUCGAAGCAU